GUAGACAUCAGGGCAACUAGAUAGAGCGCAAGGCGCGGCGUGACAUGGACCGAGCGCGUCCUCUGGUCGAGCAUAGUUGCGAGCCACAGGGGCUGUGAUCAUCACCCCACCUUAGCUUUCCGGGACCCACAUCACGCGUUCUAAAAUUUUGGGGUCCCACCCACUUUUUCUAUUGACGCCCGCUUUCUAUCAAGUGGUUUUUUAAGGUUCAUUAGCUGUAAACCAGGAGUGAGACAAAAGUCUUACAAUCAUCUUUCAAUCUAUUACUUACAUGCUCUCUGUCUUCUACUCUUCUUCCUUCCGAGAGUUUUGCAUCCUAAAUUCUUGCUUGUUGUGUAAGUUAAUUCUAGUGUGGGUCCACUCAUCUCAAAAUCACCCUUGGCCGCUGAUCAUGUUCUGAUGAUCUUCAUCAAGAUUGAACGUAUCAGCACUCACAAUCAUUACAACUGUUACGGGUUUGAAUAGCAGGUGUGUUCCUAUGAUUAAUUUCUGUCUGAAAAUUCCCAAUCCGAGAUGAAUUGGGUAGUUGGCUUCCACGUCCCCCUAGUAUGAUCUAUGAUUGAGUAGGAUCCUAUAUGAGAUAUACUCAUAUAGAUUCGUCAAUGAAGAAAAAUCACAAAAAUACCAAUCUAGGAGACCCCACAUGGAUUAAAAAAAAAUUGUACAUAUAUGUAUAAUAUUAGUGGGUUUGGAGGUUGAAGUAAGUUGUGAAUUGGAGCAGUCACGUGGGGCGUGACCAAAACCAUUGAAUGAAUGUAAUUUUGGAUACAUGGGAACAUGGGUCUGAACUCUGAAGUGGAUUGCGUCGUGAUAUAAGGAAGCAAACGGUCAGAAAUAGCAGCUCUUCUCUAUGCUUCCCUCUUCCUUCCACUACGCGCCAUUUUGUGUUGUCGCAAUCCCCCUUUUUUUUUCUUACAUCAACUUAGUGUAUAUUAAUUAUAUUUAUUUUGCUGUGUUAUUUUGAUAAUAAUUUUAAAAUAUAUUUUUAAUUUAAAAAAAUAAAUAAACGUUUUUUAAAAUUUAAGAAACAUUUUCAAAAGUUCGAAAAAUUGCUUGUAGUGUUGAAAAAUAAUUUGUAGUGUGAAAGAAAUUUUAAGCUAUGAACCCUUUCCAACAUAAAAGCAUUGCUACAUUUGAAAGAUCAAAAAGUUAAAAAGUAGAAAACAACAGAAAUGUAAAUUGGCAGCACCCAGAAAGGCAUGACAAAGAAUACAAGCAUACAUAACUCAGAGAGAGGGAUGUGGGGUGCAACCGGGGGCACGUGGGUGCACAGUGGGUUUAGGGGGUGGGGGCAUGGCAUGGCCUUCGCCUUCCAAGGCACAAGAUCACUGUGUGUCUUGACUCUUCUAGCCUUCUCCUCUCCCUUCCCCCUGCCACAUACAGAUGUUUCCAUAUUUGGGUUCUCUGAUGUGCAUAUUCCCCACUCAUAACCACAUCAAUAUGAAGCAUGAAAAGGAAAGCUUUCAGGCAGAGGAACACCCCCAGUUGUAUUAAUGUAGCCCAUAUUUUUCUUUUCUUUUCUUUUCUUUUCUUUUUUGUCUGAACUUUUCUUCAAAAAAUCAGCAGCCAUCUGAUUGAAACCCAGAUCAUUGAGGCUUCAAAUUAAGGUGGAUUCGGAAACAGUGAACAGGAUUUGUGAAUGAUUUGGAGUGUUAGCAUAAUUAUCAUGGUCCAAGGAUCUUUAUUCGGUGUGUCCCAGUACAGGAUUGACUCAAUCAUGUCUGUGCCCCUCAUGCCCAUUUUUUGCAGACUAUUAAGCAAUAUGCUGUAAUGAUACACAUCUCUUCAUCUGCCCCAACAUUGGGUGCGGAAAUCGAAAUCCCAGAAAUUUCUUAAUUUGUUUUUACCAAAAAUUGGUAGUUGAAAUGUAAAAACUUUGAUUGAGUCAUGAUCUUGAGGGAAGAGUGAAAGACCAGGCUCACAUGAGGAAUCUGUUAAGACUAUGACCCUAGAUUGUCUUCUUGUUCAAGGAAGAAAGGAUGAUAAAAUAUCACUUCAGCUUUGGGGUUUUUGUGCAACAAAAGGUGUUAUUUUCCAUUAUAGACAUGUGAACUGAAUUUGGUCUGUUUUGAAAUUUCAUUUCAUUAAAAUUUAUUCAUUGAUAAUCACUUUGCAAUUAGCCAACUGGAACCAAAAGAUGAACAAAAAAGAAGAUUUGAAGACCCAAAAAAACUGUGAUGGGACCCAUUUGCCAGAAGGGCCAAGAAAAAAGAGUCCCCUCCAGUGCUCCUGUGCCUGUCAACAAGCCCGACUACAUAAACCCCUCUACCCCCCUCCAUCACUUGGCCAUCACUCUCCUUUGCAUCAUUCUCUCUUUCAGGCAUUUUCACAAACACUCCCCGCACGAAACGUUUUCUUUCCUUUCUUUAAUAACUCUAACAUGGCCAGACCUCAGCAGCGAUAUCGAGGCGUCCGACAGAGGCAUUGGGGCAGUUGGGUCUCUGAAAUUCGCCACCCACUUCUGAAGACUAGAAUUUGGCUGGGCACAUUCGAAACGGCGGAGGACGCUGCUCGGGCCUAUGACGAGGCGGCGAGGCUCAUGUGUGGUCCGAGGGCGAGAACCAACUUCCCUUACAAUCCCAACGCCUCCCAGUCGUCGUCUUCCAAGCUUCUUUCAGCUACUUUAACUGCCAAGCUGCAUAGGUGUUACAUGGCCUCACUUCAGUUAACCAAACAAUCCCUGCAUGAGCCUCAAAAGCCACCGACUUCCCAUGUCGCCACAACCACCAGCAUUGCGGGGAAAGUUGGGGAAUCAGGCCAGUGGUCGCCGGAGAAAAGACCGGUGACAGUGCAGCAGCCUGAGGCCAAUUGGGUUGUGAAGAAAGUUCAAGUGGACAGCAACACCCAGCAGUUCAAGCCUCUUGAAGAUGAUCACAUACAGCAAAUGAUUGAGGAGUUGCUUGACUAUGGUUCCAUCGAGCUCUGCUCAGGCUCCAUAAUGUAGUCUAAAGAACAUCUCAAAACACCCAAUUCUGCUCCUCUUCUCUCUCUGUAUUCCUACUAUGCUAAUGCCACUCAUUUUGCUAAUCUUUAACCCCAUUUUUCUCAGCCAUUUUCAAGCCUUUUAGCCUUGUAGGUCGUCUCCCAGUUGCCAGAAUUUAUCUUCGAAAAUGAACCCAUCUGCGGAUGCUGUAUGUACAGUUAUGAUAUAAGAUCUUAGCAUGUGCACUCUAUCUAGCCUUUCUUCAUUUGUACCCCCAUGCAAUCAAUUCCCAGGAAAUUCAACAAUUCCUGACUUUCAUGGCUGUAUUUUCAGGGCUCUUGUGCCUGCUUGUUUGAAAAGAAAGGGUACUUUUAUUCAAAA
Molecule: messenger RNA, 3304 nt
Organism: Vitis vinifera (wine grape)
Lineage: Eukaryota; Viridiplantae; Streptophyta; Magnoliopsida; Vitales; Vitaceae
Product: protein PPLZ02
Exons: 2
Coding region: 2138-2944 (268 amino acids)
Biological process (GO): regulation of DNA-templated transcription
Molecular function (GO): DNA binding; DNA-binding transcription factor activity
Source: RefSeq, a predicted model, not a curated record